This is a messenger RNA of Microthlaspi erraticum, 948 nucleotides long. The record is from the annotation of a GenBank genome assembly. Lineage: Eukaryota; Viridiplantae; Streptophyta; Magnoliopsida; Brassicales; Brassicaceae.
AUGUGUAAUUCCUUUCUGUGGAAUGGCAAUUCUGAGUCGGCGAGAGGAGCAAGAGUCUCUUGGGAAUCAGUGUGCACUUCCAAAAGUGUUGGAGGACUGGGUCUUCGAAGAUUGGAGGAUAUGAACCAAAUUUUCAGUCUAAACUGGAUUUGGAAGAGCCUACUUAAACUUCGUGCAGUAGCGAGGUCUCAUCUCGUUUGUAAGGUUAACUCUGGAUCAACAGCUCUUUUCUGGCAUGAUAAUUGGACAGAUUUGGGGCCUCUGAUUGAGUUAACAGGGGCAAACGGGCCAAGAGUAACGGGUAUCAAUCGGAUGGCAACGGUCAAUCAGGCUUGUACUAAUUCGAUUUGGCUUAUUUCAAGGGGAAGACAUCCUAUUCUAAGGCUUCUUCGGGAUGUGCUUCCUCCCACUCUUCCGUCUUCUCUGAAUUCUCUUCAAGAUGACUUCCUCUGGAAAAGCUCUCCUUCUGCUGAGGUAGGAGCUUUCUCUUCUUCCAAAACAUGGGAUUCUCUUCACCCGGCAGGUCAAUCUCUUACCUGGACGAAACCUGUCUGGUUUAAGGAAAGAAUUCUGAGGCUCACUUUUAUCUUGUGGAUGGUUAUGCGAGAUCGUCUCGUCACCAGAGAUAAACUAAGGUCUUGGGGCCUAAAUGUUCCAGCAUCUUGUCUCCUCUGUGACGACUAUCCGGAAUCCAAAUCUCACCUUCUUACUGAAUGCAUCUACUCUCGAGAGAUCUGGACCGCCUUCUUUUGGAGGUCGGGUUUAUCUCCCCCGGAUUCAAUUGAAGAGAUUGUCGUUUGGUCAGAUUCGCCUUCCUCUCAGAGGAAAGUGAACACAAUUUGCAAGAUUUUAGUUCAGGCGAUUGUCUAUUGCUUUUGGAGAGAGAGGAAUUCGCGCCUGUACACUACUCAUUCUAAACCGCCCCAUGUCUUGAGUAAGGAGAUUUAG